AUGGCUCUUUCUGGGUAUAAAAAGGAUGGAAAAGAGGUGCGGAUUUUCGAGAAUGCCGAUGAACUUAGCAGCAAUUUAGCCGAAUAUAUUUCUGAUUUAUCAGAGUCUUGCAUCAAAGAACGAGGCGUUUUUGCCAUCGCUUUAUCCGGCGGCUCGCUGAUUAGCUUGAUGGGAAAGAUCUGUGAGGCCCCUUACAACAAGACAGUCGAUUGGGCCAAGUGGUAUAUAUUUUGGGCCGACGAACGUGUCGUAUCGAAAACUCAUGCCGAUAGCAAUUACAAGCUCGUGAAGGAUGGGUUUUUAUCCAAGGUCCCGAUAGUUCACAGCCACGUCCACUCGAUCAACGACCUUGUGACAGCCGAGCAAGCAGCCGAGGACUACGAGUUUGCCAUCCGCCAGCUCGUGAGGACACGUGUCGUCAGCGUGUCAGAAUCCAACGACUGUCCUAAAUUCGACCUUAUCCUACUCGGGAUGGGCCCGGAUGGCCACGUGGCUUCCCUAUUCCCGCGCCACCUGGCGCUCGACGAGCAGGAUCAGUGGGUGACUUUCAUCACGGACUCCCCCAAGCCCCCUCCCGAGAGAAUCACUUUCACGCUGCCGGUAAUUAACUCAGCGUCGAACGUGGCUAUAGUAGUGACAGGUGGCGGAAAGGCGGAGGCUGUACACCUGGCAGUUGAUGGUGCAGGCCCUGAUGGCCCGGAGUUGCCAGCAGGGAUGGUGAGGCCGAUUAAUGGGGAGCUCGUGUGGUUUUUGGAUUCAUCGGCUGCAGCUAGUAUUGAGAGCGGGCGAUUUUCGGAGUAG
This is a messenger RNA of Striga hermonthica, 801 nucleotides long. NCBI's taxonomy places the organism in Eukaryota, Viridiplantae, Streptophyta, Magnoliopsida, Lamiales, Orobanchaceae. The record is from the annotation of a GenBank genome assembly.